Humulus lupulus (European hop) is the source of this 836-nucleotide messenger RNA. Its product is annotated as zinc finger A20 and AN1 domain-containing stress-associated protein 8-like. The record is from RefSeq and is a predicted model, not a curated record. The coding region runs from base 140 to 658 and encodes 172 amino acids. NCBI's taxonomy places the organism in Eukaryota, Viridiplantae, Streptophyta, Magnoliopsida, Rosales, Cannabaceae. Gene Ontology annotation, molecular function: DNA binding; zinc ion binding. The transcript has 3 exons.
UUCUUACCCACUUUUAUCAAUGGUGAUAUACUAUAAAGAUGCUCAGCUGAAUCCUCUGCCCUUCGGACUUCUCAUCCGAUUCUGAUCUCUUCCCUCUUCGCUUUACAGGGGAGGGAAGAACCAGUCUCAACUGACCGAGAUGGAGCACAAAGAGACAGGGUGCCAAGUGCCUCCCGGUGCUCCCAAACUGUGUGCCAACAACUGUGGAUUCUUUGGAAAUGCAGCAACAAUGAACUUUUGCUCUAAGUGCCACAAGGACUAUAUGCUGAAAAAAGAACAAGCGAAGCUUGCUGUGUCAUCCGUUGGGAGCAUUGUUAAUGGCGGUACCACUGACAAAGGCAGCAGCGAACAUCUUCCAAUCGAAGUAGAACUAAAAGUCGGCUCAGCCAAGUCGAUUCUCAUUCCAACACAGGCACCCUGCACUUCAUCUACGAACACAAAGGACGAGGAGAACGCGAGAGGGAGUCCAAACAGGUGCAGCACAUGUAGGAAACGCAUUGGCCUAACGGGGUUCAGUUGCAGGUGCGGAAAUCUCUUCUGUGCAGCCCAUCGCUACUCCAAUAAACACAACUGCGCUUAUGAUUACCGAACCGCUGCUCAGGCUGCUAUAAGAAAAGCCAACCCUAUUGUCAAAGCAGAGAAGCUAGACAAAAUCUGAAAUGAAGGUUCAUGUGCUGCUCUUGUGCUCUCUUUCUUAUCUAUAUCCCAUGAGGCUUUAUAUUAAGUUUGAUCUUAUUGUGUUUUGAGUCUCUUUAUGUUAUGGACAUGUUGAAAGCCAACUCAAAUACUUAUAAAGCUAAUAUAUAUAUAUAUACCACUUUGGCUUCAUUAUCUCA